Messenger RNA from Parnassius apollo (apollo), 936 nucleotides. NCBI's taxonomy places the organism in Eukaryota, Metazoa, Arthropoda, Insecta, Lepidoptera, Papilionidae. The record is from the annotation of a GenBank genome assembly.
AUGAUCAUACUGUUAUCAGCUUACAAAUGUGACACUACUGCUUCCUUACUUGGACAGGGGGACAAUCAGGUCAUUGUGCUCAGGAUCCCAUCCAAGCAGUACCUGAGAGAACGCAAUCUAACCCCCGAUGAGUACACUGUGCAGUUUCUCCAGGUAUUGGAAGAAACAUGUACAAAAUCUGGUAUUGUUAUCAAGGUACCGGAAUCUUGGAGAUCACGUAGACUCCUUAAAUACGGAAAACGAUACUUCCUAGAUGGUGUUCAGGUGAGUGGAGCCAUUAAGAAAGCAACAAGAAUAACAAGUGAGGCAAACCAGACUAUCCUCACAAUCAAUGCAAUCAUAGCUGGUCUCUAUUCCAGCGGAGCCUCGAUAGCUGGGGAUGAUGAAAGCCCCAUACCAGCAUAUCAAUUGACAGUAUAUGAGGCUGCGAAGACCUUAUGGCGACUGGUACCGGAGUACCGGAACAUGCCUGAUGAGUGGAUGAUGGUACUCAUGCUAUUAAACAGGACUAUCGGGGGGUAUCCUACGCGUGAUACCGUUAAUUUAAAGAGGGCAUGGGAUAACAUGAAGGCUUUUACACGUAAAGCUCGUGCAGCUGAACGUGGUAGUUUAUUUAAAACUGGAGGGGGACCCAUAAAACCUACUCUGCCACCACACCAAGGAGCCAUCAUAAGCAUGGUAGAAGAAGUAGCACCUGUUAUAAUUUGUGAAGUGAAAAAUUCAUUUGAUAGUGAUGGAUGUCUAUUAAGUUCACUUGAAGAGGAGGAAGUGAAAUCCAAUGAUUGCAAAAUAGAUGACAAUGAACCAGAUAAAUAUCAUCUUGCAGAGUCUGAAAAAACGCUCACCACUGAAUUUCCAAUUCAAGUUAUAAAUAACACAGUUGGCUACUCAAGAAAUCAAACAACAGGCAGCAGAACUAGAAUUACAGACAAAUAA